Camellia sinensis is the source of this 768-nucleotide messenger RNA. Lineage: Eukaryota; Viridiplantae; Streptophyta; Magnoliopsida; Ericales; Theaceae. The record is from RefSeq and is a predicted model, not a curated record.
AUGGUGAAGGUAGACACCGAUCCCUAUGAACGACUCAUAUGGGCUGUUGAGGCUUUGAAAGUCGGAGGACUGAAUGGACAGCAGCAAGCCUCCAAGGCACCAGUGUACCAAACCGAGCCUCCGUUCGAAUUCGAAGUUGACCCGACUAUACUGAAGGUUAAUAAGCUGAAGAAGCUUCUCAAACGAACACAGGGUGUGAACUCAAUCCCCGACAUCGAAGAUGGAUACACCGACUCCGCGAUAACUUUGCCAAAUCGGUUUAAAAUGCCACACAUAGAUCGGUUUGAUGGCUCUAGGGAUCCCAUGGUCCAUCUGGGGUUGUUCUCUGAAAUCCUAUGGCCGAUGGGCCUUACUAGACUUCAAAAGCUGCCACUUUUCGGCCGGACCUUGUCAAGAAUAACAGCUAUCUGGUAUGCAAAGCUGGAGGACUCUGUGAAGCGGAGCUGGGAGGAAAUAGCUGAGGCUUUCAUCGCACAGUACUCCUACAAUACCCAGAUCGAGGUCAUAGCCCAUGAUCUUGAGGCAACCAGUCAGGAGCCAAAAGCGGGCUUCUCAGACUUUGUGACUAGGUGGAGGGCCAAGGCUUCAAUGAUGACUACCAGGCCAUCUGAGAAGGAUCAAAUCAGGAUGGUGGUCCACAAUCUGCAAGGAAAAUUAUUACAGAAGAUGAUUGUCUUGCCAUUGUUCACAUUCACUGAGCUCUAUGAGAUAGGUGCUCAGAUUGAAGAUGCAAUGAAACAGGGGUUAAUAGCCAAUGAGAAGAAGUAG